UUGAUUGAUUCAUUCCUAUAUCGAUGCUUUGAUGUAUAUAGAUAGCAUGAGUGAAACAUCCUAACCUCAAUACAUAUUUGAGUUUCAAUACGAAACUUAUUUAUUUACAUUAUUUAUCAUAAGCAGGUGAUUUACAAUCAUGAAUACAAAAAAGGUCAUUACUUUCGGGAAAAUUAGUAAAGAUCUGAAGCAAGAACAGCCUCAAAAUGCAGAACCCGUUAGUUCAGGAUUCGGUACGUUUGGCAAAAAAUUACCAGAGACCAAUGUGACAAAGAUGAACGAGAUCAAACCGGAAGAUGAAGAGGAGACUCAAAAUUUAAAACAAGUUAUGGGCAUAACUGGCUUUGGAAAGAAAGCUAAAGCUUUCGAUGUGCAAGAAAUGUUGGAAAACAUUACAAAAACUAUUAAUAGUAAUAAAGCUGCUGCGGUUGGAAAAGAGACAAAGAGUUUAGAAGUUAUAGACAAUCUUUUGGAGGAUGAAUCUGAAAGCAGCGACGAUAAUGGUAAUCAGGAUAACACCGAUAACGACGACGAAGAUUUGAUCGGACCUCCGAUACCUACCAAUCAUGAAACUUCGGAAGAUGCAGGAAAAACUUCAAAGUCUACAAAUAAUGACGAUAGCGACGAAGACGACGAAGAAUCUGACACAGACGAAACAGAAUUAAAAGAUAAAAUUCCGUGCAGUCACGAAGUUACAAUGACUCACGGAACAAAGGCGGUAACUGCUAUCGCAGCGGAUCCUUCUGGGGCAAGAUUAGCUUCAGGUUCUAUCGAUUACGAUGUUUGUUUCUGGGAUUUUGCUGGCAUGGAUUCGUCCAUGAGAAGUUUCAGAACUUUGCAACCUUGCGAGAACCAUCCCAUCAAAUGUUUACAAUAUUCUAUGACCGGGGAUGUUAUACUCGUCAUAUCAGGGUCCGCGCAAGCGAAGGUUUUAGAUCGAGAUGGUUUCGAAAAAUGCGAAACCGUCAAAGGUGAUCAGUAUAUAACCGAUAUGGCGCGUACGAAAGGUCAUACGGCUGGGUUGAAUAGCGGCUGUUGGCAUCCGUUUACAAAGGAGGAAUACCUCACAUGUUCGCAAGAUAGUACAUGUAGAAUAUGGAUUUUAUAUAGACCACGUGGUCAUAAACAUUUAAUAAAGUGCAGAGCACAAAAUGGAGUGAAAACUAUACCGACUACUUGCGGUUAUAGUCGAGAAGGUAACGUAGUUGCUUGUGGUUGUAUCGAUGGCUCUAUACAAAUGUGGGAUCACAGAAAAAACUUUGUCAAUCCGUCGCUGAUACAGAGAAAUGCACACUCGCAAGGCGCUGAAAUAUCAAGUUUAAGUUUCUCUUAUCUCGGACAAAUGCUCGCGACCAGGAGUUGCGACGAUACGUUGAAACUUUGGGAUUUAAGAGCGUUUAAGUCGCCAAUCUUCGAAGCUAAAGAUUUAUACUCUCGCUACGAUACAACAGAUUGCAUGUUUAAUCCGGACGACUCGAUUCUUAUCACAGGAGAGUCGUUGAACAAAGGUCAAACUACUGGUAGAGUUUUAUUCUACGACACAAAAACUUUUGAUGUAGUCAACGAAAUAAGUGUAACAAAUUCGCACGUUAUCAAAACGUUAUGGCAUCCAAAGUUGAAUCAGAUAUUUGUUGGCUGUGGAAAUGGUAUAGUCAAAGUGUACUACGAUUCGAAGAAGAGCUUGAGAGGUGCAAAAUUAUGCGUUGUAAAGUCGCAUCUUAAACAGAAGCACAUCGAGGUGAUGUCGACACAGCAGAUAAUAACGCCGCAUGCGCUUCCAUUGUUCAGGCAGGAUAGACCUAAAUCGGUUCGUAAACAACUGGAAAAGGAUCGUCUGGAUCCAGUGAAGUCAAGGAGGCCAGACUUGCCGAUUACUUCUGGGCAAGGUGGAAGAGUCGCUUCUUCCGGAGGAACGCUCAGUUCUUAUGUAAUACGGAACUUGGGGCUAAGCAAGAGAAUAGAAGACGACCAGGAUCCUAGAGAGGCUAUUUUGAAAUUUGCAAAGGUAGCAGAAGAAAAUCCGUACUGGAUUGCUCCAGCGUAUAAAAAGACUCAACCUCAGACAAUUUUUCAAACGGACGAACAGGAGGGAGCGCCGAGUUCGAAAAAGCAGAAAACUUGAAGAACAUAUUUUAUAUUACACGAACUCUUUAUGUUAUCAUCUAAUGUUUAACUGAGACUUUUUUUAUGUAUAUAAAUACUAGUGAAUUAAAUAAAUGAUUGUAUUAAAAAGAAGGUUUUCAUACAUGUUUUCAUU
Molecule: messenger RNA, 2257 nt
Organism: Hylaeus anthracinus
Lineage: Eukaryota; Metazoa; Arthropoda; Insecta; Hymenoptera; Colletidae
Product: gastrulation defective protein 1 homolog
Exons: 2
Coding region: 140-2122 (660 amino acids)
Biological process (GO): regulation of DNA double-strand break processing
Cellular component (GO): site of double-strand break; nucleus
Molecular function (GO): protein binding
Source: RefSeq, a predicted model, not a curated record